Messenger RNA from Centrocercus urophasianus (Greater sage-grouse), 2860 nucleotides. RefSeq names its product one cut homeobox 1 (gene ONECUT1). Gene Ontology annotation, molecular function: DNA-binding transcription factor activity, RNA polymerase II-specific; RNA polymerase II cis-regulatory region sequence-specific DNA binding. Bases 1 to 1353 code for a protein of 450 amino acids. Gene Ontology annotation, biological process: regulation of transcription by RNA polymerase II. Lineage: Eukaryota; Metazoa; Chordata; Aves; Galliformes; Phasianidae. The record is from RefSeq and is a predicted model, not a curated record. Gene Ontology annotation, cellular component: nucleus. The transcript is spliced from 2 exons.
AUGAACGCGCAGCUGGCGAUGGAGAGCAUGGGCGACCUGCACGCGGUGAGCCAUGAGCCGGGCGCCGAGCUGCUGGGCGGCCCCGCGCACCCCCGCGCCGCCGCCGUGCCGCCCCGCGGGCACCUGGGCGGCCCCGCGCGGCCCGCGGGCAUGGCGCUGCUGGACGGCGGCGACUUCCACCACCACCACCGCGCCGCCGAGCACGGGCUGGGGGGGCCGCUGCAUCCCGCCAUGAGCAUGGGCUGCGAGACGCCCCCCGGCAUGGGCAUGAGCGGCACCUACACCACGCUGACUCCGCUGCAGCCGCUGCCGCCCAUCUCCACGGUGUCGGACAAGUUUCCGCACCACCACCACCACCAUCACCACCAUCCGCACCAGCGCCUCCCGGGCAACGUCAGCGGCAGCUUCACGCUCAUGCGGGACGAGCGGGGCCUGGCGCCCAUGAACAACCUCUACGCGCCGUACCACAAGGACGUGGCCGGCAUGGGGCAGAGCCUGUCGCCGCUGUCGGGCUCGGGGCUGGGCUCGGUGCACGGCUCGCAGCAGGCGCUGCCGCACUACGCGCACCCCGGCGCCGCCAUGCCCGCCGACAAGAUGCUGACGCCCACCGGCUUCGAGGCGCCGCACCCCGCCAUGCUGGGCCGGCACGGCGAGCAGCACCUGAGCGCCCCGCCCGCCGGCAUGGUGCCCCUGGGCGGCAUCCCGCACCCCCCGCACGGCCACCUGGGCGCGCAGGGCCAUGGGCAGCUGCUGGGCCCCGGCCGGGAGCAGAACCCUGCGGUGGCGGGCUCGCAGGCGGGCGGCGGGAGCAAUUCAGGGCAAAUGGAAGAAAUCAAUACCAAAGAAGUCGCUCAGAGGAUCACCACCGAGCUCAAGCGAUACAGCAUCCCCCAGGCCAUCUUUGCCCAGCGGGUGCUGUGCCGCUCCCAGGGGACCCUCUCGGACCUGCUGAGGAACCCCAAGCCCUGGAGCAAGCUCAAGUCCGGCCGGGAGACCUUCCGCAGGAUGUGGAAGUGGCUCCAGGAGCCCGAGUUCCAGCGGAUGUCUGCUCUGCGGCUGGCAGCGUGCAAGAGGAAAGAACAAGAGCACGGGAAGGACAGAGGGAAUACCCCCAAAAAGCCUCGGUUGGUCUUCACGGAUGUCCAGCGUCGAACUCUACAUGCAAUAUUCAAGGAAAAUAAGCGUCCAUCCAAAGAAUUACAAAUCACCAUUUCCCAGCAGCUCGGGUUGGAGCUGAGCACCGUCAGCAACUUUUUCAUGAAUGCACGGAGGAGGAGUCUGGAUAAGUGGCAAGACGAGGGCAGCUCCAAUUCAGGCAACUCAUCUUCAUCAAGCACUUGUACCAAAGCAUGAAGGAAUUACCACAAACUAAACCUCGGUGGAAAAGCUUUAAAAAUAAAUAAAUAAAUAAAGACAGACCGGGACCUCAAGAUAGCAGGUUUAUACUUAGAACUAUUUGAAAAAAAUGUUAUUUAUAAGUCCAAAGAAACCAAAGACUUAUUUCACCUGCAUUAUGACUUUGUUCUAAGACACACGCUUUAGUAGGAUGACAACUUGCAAAAAAUAAAGGAAAGAAGUGAGUGAAAUGGAAUGAACAAAGUGGAACACGAAGAGAAGAAAAGUAGACCACUGGUCUCACACCUUCAUCCAUGAUCAUCUCCACCGUCCUUGGCUGUGUAGUGGUUUGGAGCAUAGUGAUUUCUUGUCAUUGAAUGGACAUCUUGUCAGAUAUGGCUCUUCAUUUCCACAGCGAUCGCCAUGAAGGUGUGCAGUGUGUCCGUGCUGUGUACACACUGGUGGUAGGGACUGAGUCAGAGCUGGUUGGCAGAGAGGGUCGUGCGCGGCAUGGCCAGCAAGGCGUGGAGUCGUCCGAAUGCAUUUGAAUGGUAGUGUGAUUUUUGCUGUUUUGGUGUUUGAGCUUCCCCGGCACGAUGCCCGGACACGAGUUCAAACUAGGCAGAGAAAUUUUGAAUGGUACCUAAACCAGUGCAUUCUCUUUGUUUGUUAAGGAGUGUUCAGAUUUAAAAAAGGGAAACUAUUCCAUCCAUAAAAGUUGACUAGCUACCAAAGAACACAUUUAAUAAUUAUAUUGCAGGUAUUUUAUUGCAAUGAUUUUAAUAUUCCAAAGCUAUUUUUACACAAAAUACUAUGUAGAGUUAUAGGUAUAAACUAAUCUAACUGUAUAACACAUAAAACUUGUAAUCAAGACUGUUAUUUGCCAUUAGUAAUGUCACAUUCUUGUUUCUUUUCACGAAUGGCAAGAAAGAAUGGCACAAUGGGGCUGGGGCCCAACACCUGGUCAAUGCUCAUUGAUGUUAGGGAGCUCUUUUUUCUUUCUUUCUUUCUUUCUUUCUUCUUUUUUUUACCUGCUGACUUUUCUAGGCAGAGGAAUAGCGAUAUAUGUGAAGACUUGGGGGUCUUUUCCCACUGAAAGCUGGUAGGACAUCGGGUAGUGUGGAUGGCAGCAGCCCUGGCAGGAGCUCUGGACGUGCCGUCGGAAAGCCAAGUCAUGGCUCCUCUGAAGUUGAUAGCAGUGUUCCCAUGACACAAAGGCACAGCCUAUUGUCACGUGGCUUCCUGUCCACGUGCAUCAGGCUGAGCUUUCUUCCGUGCAUUCUUUCUUGCUCAUCUGUUAAUACAAAUACUGCAUGAAGUAGUUUAAAAUUCAUAGUUGGAAAGUUUAACUGCUCUGUUGCUGAUAGAACCUCAGAAGAUAAACCGUCCCAUCCCUACUCUGAUAAAAGUAAAAAGAAAAGCAUGCAACAUCUGCAAACUGAAUUUUAGUGUAAGGGGAAAUUAGACUUUAAAAACCAAUUGGACUUUAAAAACAAAUUUUAAAUACAUGUGCUUGUUAGAUUUC